Phragmites australis (common reed) is the source of this 1699-nucleotide messenger RNA. RefSeq names its product phosphoribulokinase, chloroplastic. The record is from RefSeq and is a predicted model, not a curated record. Gene Ontology annotation, cellular component: cytoplasm; chloroplast. Bases 224 to 1435 code for a protein of 403 amino acids. NCBI's taxonomy places the organism in Eukaryota, Viridiplantae, Streptophyta, Magnoliopsida, Poales, Poaceae. Gene Ontology annotation, biological process: carbohydrate metabolic process. Gene Ontology annotation, molecular function: ATP binding; phosphoribulokinase activity. The transcript is spliced from 5 exons.
GACAGAACUGAAGGAAGAACACAUUUUCAGCUCGCUAUAAGCUGCCCAGCCCUUGAUAUUAUCAGAAAAGAAAGGAAAAAUAGGGAGACCACAUCAUCGCCAUCCUCUUUCCCUCCUUAUGUUCUCCUAGCUCUACAUCCACCAUUCCAUCCUCCUCUUCCCUUCAAGUCUCACCAACAAGGCUUGAAGGGAGGAAAGCAAAAGCGAAGUCCACAAAGCAAAGAUGGCGAUCUGCAGCGCGCACACCACCACCUCCCUACACUCCCCAUGCACAACCGUCUCAAACACAGGCUUCAGGCAGAAGCGAGUCAUCUUCUUCACCAGCAACAGAAGAAGUGGCAGAAGGCACGGAGGAGGAAGAACCUUUCACGUUUCAUGCUCCGUCGACAAGCCAGUGGUGAUUGGACUGGCGGCCGACUCAGGAUGUGGGAAGAGCACCUUCAUGCGCCGGCUCACCAGUGUGUUUGGUGGUGCUGCAGAGCCACCCAAAGGCGGGAACCCAGACUCCAACACACUCAUCAGUGACACGACAACAGUGAUAUGCCUUGAUGACUACCAUUCCUUGGACAGAACUGGGAGGAAGGAGAAAGGAGUGACUGCCCUCGACCCAAGGGCGAAUAACUUUGAUCUCAUGUAUGAACAGGUGAAGGCAAUCAAAGAAGGACAGGCAAUUGAGAAGCCAAUCUACAACCAUGUCACUGGCCUCCUCGACCCACCAGAGCUCAUCCAGCCACCCAAGAUUUUUGUCAUUGAAGGUUUGCACCCAAUGUUCGAUGAACGCGUGAGGGACCUCCUAGAUUUCAGCAUCUACUUAGACAUCAGCGAUGAGGUUAAGUUUGCAUGGAAAAUUCAGCGGGACAUGGCAGAGCGCGGGCACAGCCUAGAAAGCAUCAAGGCUAGUAUUGAGGCCAGGAAACCAGAUUUUGAUGCCUAUAUUGAUCCACAGAAGCAAUACGCUGAUGCUGUGAUUGAAGUUCUGCCAACCCAGCUGAUUCCUGAUGACAAUGAAGGAAAGGUGCUGCGUGUUAAAUUGAUCCAGAAAGAAGGCGUGGAGAAAUUCAACCCAGUUUACCUCUUUGAUGAAGGAUCAAGCAUAAGUUGGGUCCCUUGUGGAAGAAAGCUCACGUGCUCUUACCCUGGCAUCAAAUUUGCCUAUGGCCCAGACACUUACUUCGGCCAUGAGGUAUCAGUGUUGGAAAUGGAUGGGCAAUUUGACAGACUAGAUGAACUCAUAUAUGUGGAAAGCCAUCUAAGCAACCUCUCAACCAAGUUCUAUGGCGAGGUGACACAGCAAAUGCUGAAGCAUGCAGAUUUCCCAGGAAGCAACAAUGGAACAGGUCUCUUCCAGACCAUCAUUGGACUGAAGAUUAGAGAUCUCUAUGAGCAGAUCAUUGCUGAGAGGGCUGGCACACCCGCUGAAGCAGCAAAAGUUUAAUGACUGCCACAUUCAGACUUCCUAUACCUCUUCAAACUCAAUGAGAAUGAGAAUCCUCACAUUUCUUGUAAUUAGUUCGGAAAUAUCACAGCUAGCAGAAGGUAGAAAUGUCAUUGCAGAACUCAGGAAAAUAUGCAAUGGAGUUUCUGGAAAUCCCUCUCCAUGGGGGUGUUCUUCACAUGUUUAAAUGUACAUCUUCUUGCAUGCUUCAAUGCAGAAAGAAUUACAACUGCCUGCUACUAUCAAGAGUAGGUGUUUCUUUUA